GUUCUUGUUUGCGUUUCUGAAAAAAAAAGUAAAAAAGGAAAAUUUAUUGUUAGCUUCUUUCCCUUCUGCUCCGGUUCGCCAUGGAUGGAGAAAAGGAGCAGAAUGUAUCACCUGUGACUUCUAAUUCAACUACGGUCCAUCAUGAAACCCUCGAUUCUGACAAUGGAGAUGUCGAAGAAAUCUCCGAAUCCUUCGUGUGUUGCGUUUGUUUUUUUUUUGGCAGGGAUCUCCUCUACAAGCCUAUCGUACUUGCUUGUGGCCACAUUUCAUGUUUCUGGUGUGUUCAUAGAGCUAUGGAUGCUUGGGGCGAGUCUCAUUGUCCAGUAUGUAGGUGCCCAUAUAAUUAUUUCCCUAGCAUCUGCUUGAUGCUCCACUACUUGCUCCUAAGGAUGUACCCGUUGGCCUAUAAGAGAAGAGAAAAACAAGUUCUAGGUGAGGUUUUACUUUCUAGGCUUCUUCACUUGGCUCUCUUAAGUCUUUAUGGAAGGUCAUCAUCCCUGCUUCCCUUGCCUUUUCCUUUUUAACAGAACUUGUUUUUGGUAGGACAUGUCUGAAUUCGUAUUGCUUUUGAACAUUUACUUCACCAUUAUGUGUAGACAGUGAUACUGCUUGUAAGUUUCCUUGUGGACCAUUCUAUUAGGUAACUGUCUAACAAGAAUAAUAGUUUAACCAUAGAAAA
Molecule: messenger RNA, 679 nt
Organism: Macadamia integrifolia
Lineage: Eukaryota; Viridiplantae; Streptophyta; Magnoliopsida; Proteales; Proteaceae
Product: E3 ubiquitin-protein ligase PRT1-like
Exons: 3
Coding region: 81-524 (147 amino acids)
Biological process (GO): proteasome-mediated ubiquitin-dependent protein catabolic process
Molecular function (GO): ubiquitin protein ligase activity
Source: RefSeq, a predicted model, not a curated record